AUGCUGGCUGUAGUCAGAACCAUCUUCUUCAACAUCGCGCUGUGCUCGUUUGUUGUCCUCGCCUCCGCGCUUUCAACAGAUGGCAGCAGAGCUCCAGUCAUAGAUGUUCGCUGGCCUUCGCAUCUUCUCGUCUUGAAGAGAUCGGUCACCUCUGCUGAGGUUCCGUUUCGUCUCCACCUGAGCUCAGACGAUGAGCCUCAUUGUGAGGGUUGGGUGUAUCGCCUGUACACGACAAGCCGGGAACCUAGCAUGGAGGAUGCAGUGCAGGGGGCCGGGAGCCCUGCGAGCAAUGCUCACGACAUGUGCAGGCACUGCGAGCGGUCAGGCGAUGGAGCGUACGCGUGCAAGAUGAAUGCAAUCAAUCUCACGCAAGGGCACUUGUGGUUCGGUACAUACCUGGAGCACGAGGCGAGAGCUUCAGUAUCGGGCGGGAGGCUGGUGGUGUGGCAUGAGAUGGAAGUGGUGUAUGGGGCUAAGCUCAGCCUCAAGCUGCCAGCGCCAGACAGCCAUCUUGUGCCCUCAGAUCAAGGAGAAGUAGAGCUCACGGUCGGUUACAGCGCUGAGCUCGGGAGCAGUGAGCAUGUGGUAGCAUUCUACUCGGUUGAGAUUUGGUUUGGGGAUGCGCGGUUAGAAGCAGCGAGAGAUACAAGAGAGAACGGAUGGGAGUUGACAGAGCAGCUGUUGAGAGGAGAGAUCAUCGAUCGACAUAAGAUCAAGCCAAGGCCUGGCUGCUACGAGCUGAGGGUCGUUUUGAGUUGUACGUAUGCGUUGCCAGACGAGGACGCAGACGAGACGUCGCAUGUGGAGGAGAUGAUGAGGGAAGUGUGCAUUGAAGGGGGGGAGCCUGAGGGGGAGGGCUGGGAAGGAUCGCUCUCGCCCAAGGUGAAGCUGUUCUGUCAGGACAUGGCGUGUAAGUGUGAGCUGGACGACACUUGCCGAGAUGACGACUACGAAUGUGAAAGCCCGACCUUUCCGGACAUGCUGCAAUACACGGAAGAUGCGAUGAUCAACACGAACAGGUACUUGAGAGGAGACUUCUCUUUCGACCAGGUGGAGCAUGCGUUCGACAUGAAGGUGUUUGUGUUGAGCCUUCCUGGGAAAGAACAAAAGCGACGACACAUGGAAGGCUUGCUGAAGGCAGCAGGCUUCAGGAAUGUGAGCUUUCCGGCACUCACCCUCAAAGAGGAGAUCGAUGUAGAAGCGUUGAUCAGCUCUGGGUGGGUAACGCGGGAGGGGGUGGAGCUCAUGUCGAUCACGCCAUGGACGAUGCAUGGUGCGCUGAAGCCGUACAUCGCUCGGGCGAUGGACAACCUCCGGGUGUUGGAAGAAGGUCUAUCAAGCGGGGCAGAGCUGAUCGGAGUGUUCGAGGACGACCUGAUGGUGCAUGACUACCUCCCGUCUCUCAACUUGCGGAUCAAAAGAGCGCUGGAGGAGCUCCCGGCCUCGGCAGACCUGCUGUACCUGGAGUACUGCUUCGAGAAAUGCAGCUCACACUGCUCGGAGCCAGGGCUCGCUCACAUCAGCCGGGCACAUCGGCCUCGAUGUACAGGAGCGAUAGUGUUCACUGCUCAGGGGGCGAGGAAGGUCCUGCACCUGUGCAAGCCCGUGUUUGCUGCUGUGGACAACAUGUUGCCGAUGUUGAUCGAGCGGGGGCACCUGGAGGCGUACCUGCUGAGGAGACCAGGUUUCUUUCAGGACGCUUUCUGGGGCUCAGAUGUCGAUCGACAGACUCGAUUUCCUCACAAUCCGAAGCAGCACGCUCCGAUUGCCCCAGUCUGCGAGGAAGAUUGGUAUCGUCGGUCUGAAUUCUCAAGUAUGUACAAGUUUUACGUGGCGUCAGUGGUAGGGAACAUGACAUCAGACAACUCGUACGUCGACAGUGUGUAUGGGAGCGUGGAUGCGGCAGUCUCAACUUGCAUGCGACAGGCUGAGGGGGACGUGGUCCUGUUACCGAGAAGCUCGUAUCACGUCUUCCACUCCAUUCCGCCUUGCUCGCUGAUGGUGGAUCAGCCUCAAUGUCUGCUGUCCCACAAGAGUGCUGAGAUGCAUUCUGCAAUCAACCUCGUUUGCGACGAACCCUUACUUGAUGGCAGCAUUCCGGGGGUUUGUUUUCUGGGGGAGAGCCAUGAGCGGUUCAUGUUUUCGAUGUGCGAGGAUGCGGAAGGAACGGCUCUGAUUCUUUCUCCGAGCAAUGACUGCUAUCGGUCACGCUCUUGUCACUUUUCUCUGCUCUCGCAGGACGUGGAAGCGGACUAUCGAGCUCGGAUGAGCCUGCAUCGAGAGUUGAGUAUCAUGGUGUUCGAUGACCUCGAGCGAGAGCGGCGGGAGGUGUGCUACUUGCUGUACGGGGAAGCGCUCACAGGAGAGCACCUCGAGUACCUGCGGACAAGGCUUGCGGCCGAUGAGUCAGGGGGGAGGCUGAAGCAAGGCAUCGUGAAGCUUGUGUACUCGAGGCAACUAGAAGGAGAGGGCGUCGCCGGUUGGUCGGAUGUGAUGGAAGCUCCGGCUGCGCUGAGCGUGUCGUAUCUGCGCUGGCAUCUGCUUGAAAGCGCGUUACGACGCUUUCGGUACCCGAUGGUGGAGUUUGGAAGGUUUCGCUUCUGCCACUACGACACUUUGUUGUCAGGGGCAUGCGUAGAGGAGGAGGAGGGAGGAAGGGAGGAGAGGCUGGGGGGGAGAUGGGCGUCAGACCGAGGGACCUUGACGCUGAGGGUGGGGGAAGUGAAGGAGGCGCUGUCGUUUUUCAAUGAACGAUUAUGA
Messenger RNA from Guillardia theta CCMP2712, 2760 nucleotides. RefSeq lists its product as hypothetical. Lineage: Eukaryota; Cryptophyceae; Pyrenomonadales; Geminigeraceae. The record is from RefSeq and is a predicted model, not a curated record. The transcript has 2 exons. Bases 1 to 2760 code for a protein of 919 amino acids.